UUCAGCAAGACUCCCAGAAAAAUGAAUAGAAAAAUCUAUCGAUAUUUAAGUUAUAGCUUUUUUUUUUUUUUAAUUUUAAUUACGUAAAAUCGUGAUUGGAAAAAUUCAUUACAAUAAAGGACAAUUGUCGUCUAAGCGUGAAUUUUAUAGGAACUAAAUCGUGAAAAAGGAACAAUUUGGUAUUACCCGACCAGCGCAUCUUCUCCAUUUUAAAGGUUGGUCUCCGUUAUCCAUCAAACCUGUCCUAUAGGAUCUCUUCUUCUUUUCUCUAUAGAUGCACGACUGUUUCAAAAAUAACUUUUAACCGUAUCAGUAGGCCGUGAUCUAUCUCUCCGACUGUCGUCCUCUGCUCACUCCGAAUCUACACUCAGUCAAUCAGACCAACUGUUCUUCGUUCUUUUUUUAGUCUUCCUCUUUCAUUUCUAAAAGACACAUGGCCUUCAAAGUUCCGAAAGUUGCUGUGUUCACGGGGUCGGCGUCAAAAACACGUUUGACAAGCCGAUUACAGCACGGCAUAGUCUUAAUAACUAUAUAGCGUUUCUCAAAUCACCGGAGGUAGACACUCUCUUGUGCCCGCUCUCAUUUGAAUGAGAAUUUGGGCUGCAUCGCGUACACUUCACGUGACACAUCUAGCAAUCACGGGACGACACUCACAACUCUCAUUAUUGCCAGACAAGGACUAUAGCACCCCAAUGAACUCUCAGACCCACCUGUAUAGGCAUGUCCCUAAAAGUGAUCGGACGCCUCUAAUCAAUCCGUCCCUAUAAAGAACUGGCCCCACUCUGGGAUCAUCAUCAGUCUCUUAAAUCUGGCUACACCUCCUCAAAGGGUCUAACCCCUUUUUGUUUUCUUCUCAUUUACCUGCCAACAUUUCACUCGAUCGUUACAAACGUGGAUCUCUUCCAGCGCUAAACAGCUUAAAUGCUCGCCAAACUCACGAUUUACGUCUUUCUCAACUACCUUUACAGCAAUUAUUUGGCAUGGCCUGUGGUAUCGGCGACGGACAGCGACCUGCCGCAAUUUGAAUUGGCCGCCACCGGAUCCCAUCUGAAGAAGAAGACGGUGGAGCCGCUGCUGCGUUUUCCAUUCAUCCAUUCGUUAGCUAAUCCGUGCGGGUUCGCCUUGAAUUCAACUUCAUCCUUCCCUACCAUACAAAGUUGGCUGACUGAACGACAAGUGAACCACUUGGAGACGACACCUGCUCCGCUGGGCAAUCUGCGACCGGUAGACCUUAGCGGCGAAUCGACGUUGGCCCAGCAGAGUCUUGCCUUUCUCGCCCCAUUCCGCGAAAUCCUGUCGGUGCCAAACGGCCCUCGCUAUUCCGGCGUGAAAUAUUCCAGUGAAGACCAGCGUUCCUUGACGGAAGAAUUGAAACUUGUCACCUCUGAAGCUGGGCAUUUGAUCCGCCGCAUUUACUCGCCGUCGGGUUUACAUAGAUGCGGUGGUUUUCAUUUGCAGUCGUUGCCACGAGAGGAUUUCAUAGUUUCACCGACGGGCAACAUCCAGCUGGAAGAAGUGUAUCGCACUUUGCUGAUAUUAUCUACUCAUUUGCAUUUGAUGAUUCGCGAUGCGUACGACUCAACUCGAUUUUGUCCAUCGGAGAAUUACGUCCGUCUUCGAAACAUACAACAGUUAACCGGUAAAGUGGAAACGUCCAUGUGCUUGAUUUUGCAUUCGGCUCUGGUGACAGAAAAUUGCGACAAUGUCAAUUAUUUCCGAGUGACGCGUCAAAUUCUUCAAUCCUACGUCCAUCGCUAUUACGAUUGCUCUGCCAGAGAAAUUCGAAGAUGUUUGGUGAUCCGCUACGGCGAUCGAAUUUUGAGCCUCAUCGAACGUCAUAUUCAAUCGUAAAAGACAUCCCAACUGGAGAUAUACGCAUUCAAAUUGGAAAUUCAGCGCCAUUCGGGGCUGCUACACGCGCACAAAAACAUACGUAGGCUUAUUUGGUUUGGAAAUUUGGUUUAAUCCAACUCUUUUUUUUUCUUUUUAGUUGGGCCGCCAUUUUUGUUUAUCUUCUUCAACACGAGCAGCAUUUAAUUUGGGCAGUAAAAUAUACGGGUGGGCUGUUCUGUCUUUACGGUGGAAGGUAUUAAUUAGCAUUGCCGUGGGGUUUCAAACUAUACAACUCGAGUGGUCAAACAAUUCAAUGGCCGCAAGGAAUAAAAAAAUUUAAGCAUUCA
This is a messenger RNA of Daphnia magna, 2180 nucleotides long. RefSeq lists its product as uncharacterized. The transcript has 6 exons. Lineage: Eukaryota; Metazoa; Arthropoda; Branchiopoda; Diplostraca; Daphniidae. Bases 922 to 1851 code for a protein of 309 amino acids. The record is from RefSeq and is a predicted model, not a curated record.